UAGGUGACAAGUUAAGUAAACAGUACUUUGUAGAUCUGGAACACUGCUGCUGUAGUUGGCAAGUAGCAGUUGGUGGUGCGGUAGAUGAUUGUUUAAGUUAUUUAUUUCUCCAAUUUAAUAAUUCAGAAAGACGAUACACAUUUCCGGCAGUUCAUAUGCAGCGCUUAAAUUAUUUUUCAAAUACAAUUGGAAGAUGACACCGUUAGUCCGGUAGAGAAAUUCGUUUCGCGCAACUUUUGAGAGAAUCUUCGAAACCGAAGAUGGCGCAGGGUGGUGUAACAGGCUCGCUGCUGUUCGCAGUGGGCGCGGCCGUGCUCGGCAUGCUGCAAUUCGGCUUCAACACCGGCGUCAUCAACUCGCCGCGCUCCUUCAUCGAGAACUUCAUCAGCGAGCAGUACCAGGCGAGCCCCAGUCUUAUAUUCAGUAUCAUCGUCAGUAUAUUCGCCGUCGGUGGUAUGAUAGGCUGCCCCUUCGCCAGCUGGAUGCUUGAAAAGUACGGCCGCAAGAAGGCCCUGCUCGUAAACUCUGUCAUUGGUCUAGUGGGCGCUGUGCUCAUGGGAUUCAGCAAACUGGCCGACUCUGUGGAAAUGAUUAUUAUUGGAAGAUUCAUUAUCGGCAUUAACUGUGGCUUUGCUACUACUGCUUCACCGACUUAUGUAUCAGAAGUAGCACCUGUGAGGUUGCGUGGUGCGUUCGGUACUGUCAACCAACUGGCUGUAGCUUUCGGUAUGGUUGGCGCUCAGAUAUUGGGUAUCGACAUGAUCCUUGGAAGCAAUGAGGGAUGGCCUUGGCUGCUCGGAUUAGCACUCAUCCCGUCAGGCCUCCAACUUGUCAUGGUAUUGUUUACCCCCGAGAGUCCUCGAUAUUUGCUCCUCGUUGUCCAUGAUGAAGAGAAAGCAAGAGCUGCGCUGAGUUCAAUUCGAGGAACGUCUGAAAUUGAUGACGAGAUCAAUGAUAUGCACGUAGAAGAUCGUGCGGCUAGGCAAGAAGAGAAGUUUAGUAUUCGCGACUUGUUCAUGAUCAAAGCUCUGCGACAACCGCUGAUUAUCGGAGUAGUGAUGCAUUUGUCGCAGCAACUGGGAGGUAUCAACGCUGUACUUUACUACUCCACUACUAUAUUCGAGAGCGCCGGCCUGACGCCAGAGAGCGCUCGUUUGUCUGCGAUAGGUGUGGGCAGCAUGCUAUUUAUAAUGGCUCUUGUGUCGAUUCCUCUGAUGGACCGGCUCGGCAGGCGCACGCUGCAGCUGGGCGGACUCGCCGGUAUGGCACUGUUCUCCGUGCUCAUGACGGUCGCAUUCUUCACGUACGAGGAUAACACGACGAUGAGUAUAUUUGCCGUCAUCUUCACGUUCCUGUACGUGGCCUGCUUCGGCGUCGGCCCCAGCUCUAUACCGUGGAUGUUGCUGUCAGAGCUGUUCGGACAAGGCGCCCGCAGCGCGGCCGUGAGCGUCGGCGCGCUCGUCAACUGGUUCGCCAACUUCAUAGUAGGAUUAACUUUCAUACCGAUGUCGGAAGCAUUCGGAAACUAUGUGUUCUUGCCAUACACUGUCCUACUAAUCUUAUUCUUCAUCUUCACAUACUUGAAACUGCCAGAAACGAAGAACAGGACGAUCGAGGAGGUGACCGCUCUCUUUAAAAAGUAACCGUGGCUAGACGUAAGCGACAUUCCUUAGAUUAAGAUAAUUGUUGCAGAAUUGCAAUAGGUUUACAGCAUAUUGUGAUAGAAACUGUAUUUAAUUUGAUUAUCUAGUAUAAUAUAGACAUGAGCGAGUGUUAUCUAUGUCCUUUCUAUCAGUUUUGUAUAAAAAUGGAAAGACUGAACAGAACACCUUACCUUUAAACAAUAAACAUGGCCGCUUGCUCAGGUGCUGACUGACAACUUGAAUUACAAUACGGAACCAUAUAUUUUAUAUAAGAACAUAGAUAGUCUAUCUAAAACAGUACAGUUUCGUCGAAAGAUUUUUGUAGGCUCAGUAGUUAUCACCGACGUACAAUCAACAGCACUCUUUAUAGUAUUAGUAUAGAUGGGUCAUUUAGAUUCUUGAUACUUGAUAUAUAAAUAAAGUACUUAUUAAACAAUAAAACUUUAACUGUAUAAAUAUUUUAGAUGAUGUUUAUAUGCAUUAAUUCAAAUUAUUAUGUACUACGAAUCACGAUUAAGAAUCAUUGUUCUUCUAUGAAAUAUUUAAAGCAGGUUAUAUCAACCUUUUUCUGACAGUGGUGACUGUAAAAAAGGUAGUGCACGAACAUGAAUUAAGUAUUUUAUCGAAGGAGUAUUUAUGUAGUUAAAACAUCGGACCUAAAAUAAACACUGUAUGUUUUGUGAUUGUAUGCAAAUGAGCCGUAAACGACACAAGAACAAUGUUUUAUCGUUAGUUUAUUGAUGAAUACGUUAUAAUUAUGUUUAUUGAUAUUAAUUUUGAUAUUGUUGGAUUUCCAAAGGUUCGAGGACCAAAAGUUUAUUUUAUGGAUGUUUAAAUUGUUACUAAGAUAUUAAUUUGUGCUGAUUCUGUUGUGUGCAAACUAAACUAAAUUGAAACCACUUUUUAACGGAUAAGUUGUAAAAACUAUGAUAUUUUAAUAUAAAAAAAAAAAUGUUUAAUCCAAAUAACUACACGUAAAUUAAUGAUUAAGGACCGGUUGGGUCCGAAACAUUAUUUACUAAGGUUUUCAUAAAGAAGGCGUUUUCUUCGUUAUUUCAAUAUAUAGUAGUAUCUAAAACUUGUUCAAACAGACCGUUAGAACAAGUAAAGAAUGUAAAUGAAACUGUCAAAUUAAGCAAGAACUUUCCAAUUCCAAACAAUUUAGCAUACAAAGAAACGUUUUUCUUUUUAUUAACAGUGUGAUAGUCAAGUCGUAAAUUAGAUCGAUAAAUAUAAUUAUUAGUUUCUUGCCGACAUAUUUUAGCUUCACAACUUCGCAACUAGGUAUACCUAUUGCUAGUUUAGUUUGCAAACUAUAGAAUAAGCACUGUUUGUUUUUUAAUUACUUUUUAGUGCAACUAACCGUUGAUUGCACUUUUUUUGGUGCUUUUUUUUCGAUUGUCUAUUCUAGUGCCUUAACCUUAUUUAUUCACUCUGGUUGGAAAUAUAGAAUUUCUAAUGUUAAUGAACUCAAAUUAACCUCAGGCGAAAUAAUGUAAUCAUUAUUAUAUUAUAGUGUAAUAAGUAAUUAAUAAUAUAUUAAAAUAAUAUAAUAGUCUAAAGCGACAGUGUGUGACACCUAAUAUGUGAAAUAUGAUAUUGUUGCUACCGACAACAUAAACAUUUUCAAAGUUCUCAGUAAAUAUCAUAUAAAGUGGAGCCUUGGGAGGUAAUUGCGACUGUUUUGUGGUAUUAUAUUUGUACACAUUGUCGCAAAAUUACGAAAAUAUGAGCCAACAGCAACACAGACCAUUAUAUAGACAUUAAAUCGAUUGUCGACUUUAUAUUGUUCCCAGUAAAUCAUACCUCCUCGCAUAUUAUAAUGAUAUAGUUAGUGCAUUGUAUACAAACUAAAUAUUUACACUUUCACAUUAUUAGGUACACCGCCUAGUGGCGAUAGAAUAGCAAAUUAUAUUCAUUAUCUAUUAGGACGUUCCUAUCACCGUAACGAAUGUCCCAAGUCUUUCAAGACGUUUAUAAGUCCCUCCAUAGGAUAUACAAGACCCAAUAAACUAGAAUUAAAUUGUAUAUUUAACACCAAAAUAAAUGGAGCCAAUUCUAUGAGAUAAAUUCACCUUUAAAAGUGUGCACGCAAGUUGUAGUUAGCUCUUGAAGUCCAAGAGGUUUUGAGGAAGGCACGGAUAGCUCAGGAAGCGAAUACUGCAUCUGAUUGAAUGUUUCAAGGUCACGAUAGCACGGCAUGUAUGUUUGGCACGCGUAAUUGCCUUACCUGCCGAAUGUUUUUUGAGGUUAUCUAUGGUGAGCGGCAUGAUGGUCAAAAGACUGUCUAGGACGGCGUAUGCAUUUUGUCAAUUCAGGAGGUGACUAGAACUUGCGCGCAGACUAUAGGUAUAUUGAGUAUAACAAUUAUGUCAGAGUAACAUGAGUAUGCUAGCUUCAGUAUUUACCAGUGAGCGACAAUUUUAUUAUAUAUUCAAAUUUAAUAGUUUAUAAAAAAUAUAUUAAAAUAAAAUAUUUAACAUGCUAACUGUACCUCAUUAGUUGACGAUAAUUCGAUAUUGUAUAUUAUAAAGUUGUUUGCAAAAUUCUAUUAAAAUUGAUAUCUAAGAUUCGCAUGUUAAUUAAUUCUGUCUUGUCUAUUUUCAGUCAUAGCUUGUGGCUGAUUGACCAGAAUAAAAAAAAUGUUUUUUUUUUUAAUUAGGCAAACGUAUGUACGAGUGCCAACUGUGGUUGUGCUAAAACCUCAUUUUCAUAUUUAAGAGUAAAACAGCUCAAUGUGAACAGUAUUUCAAUGUUAUUAAUAAACCUUAAAAUGUCAAUGUUUUUGUAAUAAACCAACAUUUUAAGUACAAUCAGCAAAAAAAGUAAUAGUAUACUCAGUUUUGGAGAAAGUGUAAUUCGUUAACUUUAUAAAAUAUUUUUCCAAGUAUUCAAGUUUAAUCUUGUUUCGUUGCUGACUGUACUUCGUCUUGCAACAUAUAUUGCGUUUAAGAUCACAUAUUCGAACUAGUUUGUAAUAUUGUAGUUUGCACAGUUUAAAAAAAGAUUAUAAUAUUUCGGGAAUAA
Molecule: messenger RNA, 4670 nt
Organism: Trichoplusia ni (cabbage looper)
Lineage: Eukaryota; Metazoa; Arthropoda; Insecta; Lepidoptera; Noctuidae
Product: glucose transporter type 1-like
Exons: 2
Coding region: 261-1643 (460 amino acids)
Biological process (GO): monosaccharide transmembrane transport
Cellular component (GO): membrane
Molecular function (GO): hexose transmembrane transporter activity
Source: RefSeq, a predicted model, not a curated record